GAAUGCAGCUUGUGGAGCACUUUCUGGAGGAGACAUGUGUAAACCCUACUUUCAUUAUUAACCAUCCAGAGAUUAUGAGUCCAUUGGCAAAGUGGCAUAGGUCAAAACCAGGCUUGACUGAACGUUUUGAAUUAUUUGUUAACAAGCGUGAAGUUUGCAAUGCAUACACGGAGUUGAAUGAUCCUGUGGUACAACGCCAACGGUUUGCUGACCAACUCAAGGACCGACAAUCAGGUGAUGAUGAAGCAAUGGCUUUGGAUGAAACAUUUUGCACAGCUCUCGAGUAUGGUUUUCCCCCAACUGGUGGUUGGGGACUGGGUAUUGACCGACUAACAAUGAUGAUGACAGAUUCGCAGAACAUCAAGGAAGUUCUACUCUUUCCGGCCAUGAAACCUCAGGAUGAACCUUCUGCUAAAGAACACAUCCAGUAUAGGUUUUCAAUCUACCAAUAUGCAUGCAAAUCUGCCUACAGAAGGUUUACUUUUGUUUUGGUUAUGCAUUUAAAUCUGCCAAGAAACAUGCUGUUGGGUUGGAUUAUUUAGUACGAUAUGUUUUAUUACUGCUAACGGUUUUCUAUACAUGCUGAAAUAUUGAUUUCCUUGCAGUUCUCUAGAUUAGUGGGAUGGAGCAAACCAACUUCUUAUUUCAGCAAGAUUCAUAGCUUGUCCCUGGUGGUUCUCCUGAUCCAAAAUGUGUGGUGGUAUGCAAGAUUGCUUUUGUUAGCGCCGUCAGAUUGGCAGAUCUAAAGAAGAAUGCUGAUGGACAAGAAAGUCUGGUGUUUGCUACUUUAGCUGGUGACCUGGUAGUCCGAGGACUAAUAUUACUAUCAGUUGUUAUGACAUUUUUUAAUUUUUUAAUUUUUUUUGUUGGUUCUUGUAUUUGAAAUAGAGAGUUUAUUUGCAUUGAUGACUUAUUCUUAACUCAGUAACUCUCCAAUGACCAUAUGAAGAUUUCUAGAGUGUGAGAAAUAUGAAAUAUUUUUGUGUAACAUACACCGUUUGAUUUGUGUGAAUGUUUUGUUUUUGCACAAUGAUUGUGGACUAUCAUUUUAUAAGAUUUUACUAUAUGAAUGGGAGUUAUUAUUUUAUAUUA
Messenger RNA from Camellia sinensis, 1092 nucleotides. The record is from RefSeq and is a predicted model, not a curated record. Lineage: Eukaryota; Viridiplantae; Streptophyta; Magnoliopsida; Ericales; Theaceae.